AUGAAUAGACUGACGGAGUGGCUUGUGGAAGCCAAUUCCAAGUGCUCGGACUACCGCAAUAUGGUGAAGCUGAAUGCUUGGGACAGCCAUUUGGAAGACAUAAAGAUCUGCCUGGAGAUGCUUCAUUUGGAGGUACUGUCUCUCAGCGUGAACAAGAUCAAUAUGCUGAGCAGCCUGCAGAAUUGUCACCGGCUGAAGGAGCUCUAUAUCCGCAAGAACAAGAUCGCCAGUUUCGAAGAACUAAACUACCUGACCAAUGCCCCACAAUGCCACUUUAUUUCUAGGGGUCGGGUGGAGACGGAGGGCAAGAAGUAUCUUGAGCAGAAGGAAAAGCUCGAAAAGGAAGCCGUGGAGGCGGAAGCAGCCAUCGAUGGCGCCAAAAAGCGGUCCGAAAUCAAGAGACAAAUCAAUGAGAUCACUCGGGAGAUAUGUAAAAGAAACAUCAAGCGCAUUGAUAUGGAUGCAGAAUUGCGGGCGGCUGAAAAGAAACUGAACAAGGUGCCGGCCGAAAAACGCAAGUCCAAGUGCUCCGACUACCGCAAUAUCGUGAAGCUGAAUGCUUGGGACAGCGAUUUGGAAGACAUAAAGAUCUGCCUGGAGAUGCUUCAUUUGGAGGUACUGUCUCUCAGCGUGAACAAGAUCAAUAUGCUGAGCAGCCUGCAGAAUUGUCACCGGCUGAAGGAGCUCUAUAUCCGCAAGAACAAGAUCGCCAGUUUCGAAGAACUAAACUACCUGACCAAUGCCCCACAAUGCCACUUUAUUUCUAGGGGUCGGUGUUAA
Messenger RNA from Drosophila elegans, 780 nucleotides. Its product is annotated as cilia- and flagella-associated protein 410-like. The record is from RefSeq and is a predicted model, not a curated record. Bases 1 to 780 code for a protein of 259 amino acids. Gene Ontology annotation, molecular function: protein binding. The transcript has 3 exons. Lineage: Eukaryota; Metazoa; Arthropoda; Insecta; Diptera; Drosophilidae. Gene Ontology annotation, biological process: cytoskeleton organization.